This is a messenger RNA of Coregonus sp. 'balchen', 16271 nucleotides long. NCBI's taxonomy places the organism in Eukaryota, Metazoa, Chordata, Actinopteri, Salmoniformes, Salmonidae. The record is from the annotation of a GenBank genome assembly.
AUCGACUGGGCCAGCUCUGAGUCGCAGGUAGAAGAUUGUAUGAUGAAGGGUAGAGAGAAGGUAACAGAAUCUGCUCAUUCUACAUAUACAUCUGGCAUAGUUUACCCUACAUAUAGGCCGUGUCCGAUAUCUGUCUGGCUUACUACUUACUAAUACUACAUACUGUGUGCUAUUCAUACUACAUACUAUUUAGAAUGUACUGUUUAGUAAAAAUCUAUGCAGUAACAACAAAUAUCAAAAUACUAGGCUCCCUCAUACUGAGAAUACACCAUCUACUGAGCAAUUUAGUUGUUUGCCGCCAUUUGCACAUUUUGGUACAGCACAGCCUCAUAUGAUUAUUAGCUGAUUAUCUGCUGUUUUAAACACGUGGUUCUGAAAAGACGAUUCUCUUCCUCAAUAGCAUGAAAGGAAUUUGUACUAGUUAAAAGGCAGAAAUGAGUUUACAUCCUUGCAUUUAAAGCAUAUUCAUUAAAAAAAUAUAUAUAUAUAUAAUGACAUACUGAACUAUAAAAUGUUCUAUUUUCGCAUCCCUAAUCAGCCUACAAUUUAAAAUGCAAGCAAGGAUAUUCAGACACGGCCAUACACUUCUGGUUAACUACCUACCUAACCUCCCCUCUAUCUCUCCCUCUCUCCCCCCCUAACUCCUCCCUUUCUCCCCCCCCCCCCCCCCCCCCCCCCCCCCCCCCCCUACAGCCAGAGUGUGCUAACUACAUCAAGGUGUUGCAGCAGUUUAACACAACCCACCUGUUGGCCUGUGGAACAGGAGCAUUUAACCCUCUCUGUGUCACCAUCAGGGUGGGACACACAGGACAGGUGAGCAGGAUUGGGAUUUUUGCCUUGGAUUUAUUGCAAAUAAGGCUGAAAUGCAAACAUAUAGAAGGACAUACUGCUGGUUUGGCUCAGUCUCAUCAUCUGUUCUUUAGACACAGGCAGCCUCAACACAUCCAAUGGUCAAUUUGUGUUUCCUCAGAGAGACAGGGAGUUUGUUUAUUCAUCUGAAGGAGAUACACACAGAUACACAAGGAGUGACAUUAUUGACGUUUGUGUGUCCUUUGAGAGAGAAAGGGAGAAGAAGAGAAAGAGGAAGUUGGUACUGAUAGUUUGUUUGUGUCCUCUUAGAGAGAGGGAGUGUGUUUGUCUGGACUGUGAGUUAGUUUAAUUUAUAUCAUCCACUGUCUGUCUGAGAGGACCUGUGACAACAGCACCAGCAGGGAAAACAAACCAGUCUCCCACAAGACUUCAGUCAGAAUAAAGAACAGAACAUGCUAUGGCUAAGGUCAAGCUCAGGGAUGUCUGUGUGUCACUACACCAAAUACCCCUGUUUCAUACCUCUAAUUAUCCGUACACAUCUGACGACUCCACUAAAGACUUGUAUCUGUGAUGACUCAAAAGCAGAUUUAUCUUGUGACUGUUUGAUAAUGGUAACACAGGGGUGGCAAUAGUCAAUAGGGACUAGCAAUCCGGACUGCCACUGUGUCCAGCCUGAGACCCCCCCCCCCCCCGCUUGCUGAGAGGUGCUACUACUAACGGUAGCUAGAUGAUGGAACAUAUCGUGAAACUCAUACCUCACCAUUGUCAAAGCCCCCCACCCCCCACCCUCCUGUGCGCAAGUGCGAGCGAGCGUGUGUGUGUAUUCUCAAUGAUACCUGUUGGUCCCCAGGCCAGGCAUUUUGAGCUGGAGGAGCAGAGUGUAGAAAGUGGCAGAGGGAGAUGUCCCUACGACCAAAACAGCCCCGUUACCUCCACCCUGGACAGUAAGAACACAACACACUACAAGACAUUAUCACUUCUGUUCUGUUGUUUCAUAAUAUGUUAUUUUCUCAAUAUCUCUCUGUCUCAGGCACACUUAACCCUAACCCUUUUAGAUUACUGAUACUCUAGUAGAAUUGCUGUUACUGAGUAUAUUAUAUCAUCCACUGUCUGUCUGAAAAACUUUGCUCUGAUGAAAUAUCUGGUUUAUUAUGCUUCUCUGUAUGUGUGUGUGUGUGUGUGUGUGUGUAUGUGUGUCUGUGUGUGUGUGUGUUAGGAGGAGAGCUGUAUAUUGGCCUGUAUACAGACUACUGGGAAAAUGAUGCAGCUCUGUGUCGACUGAACAACCAGAGCUACACACGCACUGAGAGAGACAACAGACAACAGCUCAACGGUCAGUGACCAGGAAUUUAUGGUUCUCUCAUUAUUACCUUCUGUUUGAUCUCUGCACCUCACCCACACUUAGUGCCUUCAGAAAGUAUUCGUACAUCUUGACUUCUUUCACAUUUUGUUGUGUUACAGCCUGAAUUCACAAUAGUUCAAUAUGUUUAUUUCUCACCCAUCUACACACAAUACCCCAUAAUGACAAAGUGAAAACAUGUUUUUAGACAUUUGGUUGCUCUAAUAAUUCAACCUUGAGUAUCUGAAGUCGCAGUGUCUAUGGAUAAUCAUUCUUUACUCCGGCCUCACAUCUGGUGACAGCGGUGGUUCUUUCAAGACUGGAAGCUAACGAACUCCGCCGGCUUUUGGACUAUCCUAACUGCAUGUGGAGCUGAUUCGGAGCUACUGACUAUCUAGCUUGUUUCCCGACCUGGUUGGUGGUUCUGUGCUAAAGAGGUUUAUCGUGAGUGCCAUCAGCAAUGCUUAUGACUGCAGGACUUCAACAUUGGUAACUGUGACUACUUCAAGCAACGUGGGACCCUUGUGGCUGUAUUUUGUCUGGCAAUGAUCAUAUUGAAAAGGAUUAUUCCUCUUAUGUUGGACAUUGUUUCCCCAUUGUCCACGUGCUAUCUUUGCUAGAUAAUGUUAGGUAACCCUCUUUGUGUGUUAGCUAGCUAGCUGGCUAGAUAGUAGCUAGCUUUACCUCACCUGUUCUGGACAGGUGUACUGAGUAUACGAAGACGCAGGAUGCAGAUGCAGGAAUUAACAAGGUCAAGGUUUAUUUAACAAUGACAAAGAGAAAUAACAAAGAGUAAAUGACACGAAGCUAAACAAUCACACACAACAUCAUACAGAACAGUCCAGGGCUAAAUAGGGGUGGUGAUGAGAUGAGGUGCUGGUGCUGGUGCGCUGGAGGUGAUUAGGCUGUGUUGGGUUUCCAUUCCGGUGUUGCCGAGGUGGUGCGCUCAGACCGGUGGCUCAGUAGACCGGCGAAUCAGAGCGCCGGAGGGGAGCAACGGGAGGAGAUGUGACAGCCGCUGGACAUCGCCGGCCAGGAGGACGAGGAGCGGGCCGGUCAGGGCGGCGACGGUGGAAGUCCUGAAUUAGGUUGUGGUCCAGCACGUCCCCAGCCGGAACCCAGCUCCUCUCCUCAGGACCAUACCUCUCCCAGUCAGAGGACCAGGAUCCACCGGCCUGAGGAGAGACAUGAAAAGUGGGUGAGACACGGUAGUGAGGGGGAAGGAGCAGCCGGUACGAUACCUUAUUUAUCUGCGGAGGACCUUAAACGGCCCCACAAACUGGGGGCUCCGUUUUUUGCAGGGCAGGCGGAGGGGGAGGUUUUUUGUGGACAGCCAGACACGAUCCCCAGGCUGGAAUACAGGGGCCUCACUGCGGUGGCGGUCGGCUUGCCGACGAAUGGCCCUCUGGAGAUGGACAUGGGCGGCGUCCCAGAUCGGUCCGGCCCUGUGGAACCACUCGUUGACAGCGGGCACAUUGGUCUGGCUGGGUGUCCAAGGGGCCAGGGCCGGCUGGUACCCCAGGACGCACUGGAAGGGAGUGAGCCCCGUGGAGGAGUGAACGAGAGAGUUCUGGGCAUAUUCUGCCAAGGGAAGAAACCUCGCCCACUCAUCCUGCCGGUCCUGACAGUGGCAACAAAGAAACCUCCCCAGCUCCUGGUUCAUGCACUCCACCUGCCCAUUCGACUGAGGCCUAUACCCGGAAGUGAGGCUGGCUGUGGCACCGAUCUUCUCCAGGAAAGCCUUCCACACUCGGGAGGUGAAUUGGGGGCCACGGUCCGAGACGAUGUCCUGCGGAAGUCCAUAAUGCCGGAAGACCUGUUGGAACAGGACCUCAGUGACCUGUAGAGCAGAAUGAAGACCAGUUAGUGGCAAAAACGGCAUGAUUUGGAGAACCUACAGUGGGGAGAACAAGUAUUUGAUACACUGCCGAUUUUGCAGGUUUUCCUACUUACCAAGCAUGUAGAGGUCUGUAAUUCUUAUCAUAGGUACACUUCAACUGUGAGAGACGCAAUCUAAAACAAAAAUCCAGAAAAUCACAUUGUAUGAUUUUUAAGUAAUUAAUUUGCAUUUUAUUGCAUGACAUAAGUAUUUGAUACAUCAGAAAAGCAGAACUUAAUAUUUGGUACAGAAACCUUUGUUUGCAAUUACAGAGAUCAUACGUUUCCUGUAGGUCUUGACCAGGUUUGCACACACUGCAGCAGGGAUUUUGGCCCACUCCUCCAUACAGACCUUCUCCAGAUCCUUCAGGUUUCGGGGCUGUCGCUGGGCAAUACGGACUUUCAGCUCCCUCCAAAGAUUUUCUAUAGGGUUCAGGUCUGGAGACUGGCUAGGCCACUCCAGGACAUUGAGAUGCUUCUUACGGAGCCACUCCUUAGUUGCCUUGGCUGUGUGUUUCGGGUCGUUGUCAUGCUGGAAGACCCAGCCACGACCCAUCUUCAAUGCUCUUACUGAGGGAAGGAGGUUGUUGGCCAAGAUCUCGCGAUACAUGGCCCCAUCCAUCCUCCCCUCAAUACGGUGCAGUCGUCCUGUCCCCUUUGCAGAAAAGCAUCCCCAAAGAAUGAUGUUUCCACCUCCAUGCUUCAUAGUUGGGAUGGUGUUCUUGGGGUUGUACUCAUCCUUCUUCUUCCUCCAAACACGGCGUGUGGAGUUUAGACCAAAAAGCUCUAUUUUUGUCUCAUCAGACCACAUGACCUUCUCCCAUUCCUCCUCUGGAUCAUCCAGAUGGUCAUUGGCAAACUUCAGACGGGCCUGGACAUGCGCUGGCUUGAGCAGGGGGAACUUGCGUGCGCUGCAGGAUUUUAAUCCAUGAUGGCGUAGUGUGUUACUAAUGGUUUUCUUUGAGACUGUGGUCCCAGCUCUCUUCAGGUCAUUGACCAGGUCCUGUCGUGUAGUUCUGGGCUGAUCCCUCACCUUCCUCAUGAUCAUUGAUGCCCUACGAGGUGAGAACUUGCAUGGAGCCCCAGACCGAGGGUGAUUGACCGUCACCUUGAACUUCUUCAAUUUUCUAAUAAUUGUGCCAACAGUUGUUGCCUUCUCACCAAGCUGCUUGCCUAUUGUCCUGUAGCCCAUCCCAGCCUUGUGCAGGUCAACAAUUUUAUCCCUGAUGUCCUUACACAGCUCUCUGGUCUUGGCCAUUGUGGAGAGGUUGGAGUCUGUUUGAUUGAGUGUGUGGAAAGGUGUCUUUUAUACAGGUAACGAGUUCAAACAGGUGCAGUUAAUACAGGUAAUGAGUGGAGAACAGGAGGGCUUCUUAAAGAAAAACUAACAGGUCUGUGAGAGCCGGAAUUCUUACUGGUUGGUAGGUGAUCAAAUACUUAUGUCAUGCAAUAAAAUGCAAAUUAAUUACUUAAAAAUCAUACAAUAUGAUUUUCUGCAUUUUUGUUUUAGAUUCCGUCUCUCACAGUUGAAGUGUACCUAUGAUAAAAAUUACAGACCUCUACAUGCUUUGUAAGUAGGAAAACCUGCAAAAUCGGCAGUGUAUCAAAUACUUGUUCUCCCCACUGUAUCUACGACCACCAUGACUGUGGUGAAGCCGUCAGAACAUGGAAGGUCGGUGACAAAGUCUAUGGACAGGUGUGACCAAGGUCGAUGAGGCACUGGGAGAGGAACUAGUUUGCCUGCCAGGGCAUUCCGAGGUGUCUUCGUUUGGGCACAUACGGAACAGGAGUUGACAUGGCAGGAGACAUCAGAAGCCAAGGUGGGCCACCAGUAUUUUUGGGCUAGAGAAUGCAGGGUGCACGUAAUACCAGAGUUCCAUGCCGUAAGGGUAGUUUGCGCCCAGAUCAGAAGGCGGUCACGGACACUGGUGGGUACAUACACGUGCCCGGAGGGGCUUUGGUAGGCGCUGGGUCCUCCUGAGCCACCAGGCGGAUGUCUUCAUCCACAUCCCAAACGACAGGUGCAACAAUGAGAGACGAGGGCAGGAUAAGACCCCCCAGAUCCUUCCUUUCUCCGGUAUGGUGCAUCCUGGAGAGUGUGUCGGCCUUCACAUUCUGGAAUCCUGGGCGGUAGGAAAGAAUGAAUUUGAAGCGAGUGAGAAAUUGGUCCCACCUGGCUUGACGAGAUUUCAUCCGUUUCGCUGCCCAUAUGUGCUCCAAAUUCCGGUGGUCAGUAAGAAUCCAGAAUGGAUGGACUGCACCCUCCAGCCAAUGUCUCCAUUCCUCCAGAGCAAGGACCACCACCAACAGCUCCCUGUCUCCAACUCCAUAGUUCCUCUCUGCAGGGGUAAGCUUUUUAGAGAAGGCACAGGGAUACAUUUUCUCUGGCUUACCGUGCCGCUGGGAGAGGACCGCACCCACGCCCUCCUCCGAUGCAUCCACCUCCAGGAUGAAAGGAUGAGAUAGAUCUGGGUGUUUUAGGAUGGGCGCUGUGGUGAGCCUCUCCUUCAGCCUCUUGAAGGCAGCGUCAGCCUCAGGGUUCCAGGCCAGCUUCUGAGGCCCACCCUUAAGGAGAGAGGUGAGUGGGGCAGCUAUGGAGCUGAAGGGCCUGAUGAAAUGCUGGUAGAAAUUAACAAAGCCCAGGAAGCUCUGUAGGCGCUUGAUGGUGGUGAGAACUGGCCAUGACCUGACGGCGUCCGUCUUCACUCCUUCCAUGAACACCCCCUGAGGACUGAUCCAGUAUCCCAGGAAGGAGAUGGCCUGUUGGUGGAAUUCGCAUUUCUCCCCCUUUACCAACAGGCGGAGUAGGACAGCUUGGACGUCCCUGACGUGCUCCUCGAACGUAGCCGAGUAGAUCAGGAUAUCGUCGAUAUACACCACCACCUGUCUACUCAGCAUGUCCUGGAACACGUCAUUGAUGAAGGACUGGAACACAGAAGGUGCGUUGGCGAGGCCGUAGGGUUUGACGCAGUAUUCAUAUGGCCUGAGGUAGUGCCUAAUGCUGUCUUCCACUCAUCUCCUUCCCGUAUUCGGAUCAGGUUGUAGGCACUCCUCAGGUCCAACUUGGUAAAUUACCGGGCCCCACGUAGCUGCUCGAUGGCCGACGAAACCAGAGGGAGGGGGUACCGGUACUUGGUGGUGACUGCGUUCAGCCCCCUGUAGUCAAUGCAUGGUCUCAGUACUCCGUCUUCUUUGGCCACGAAGAAGAAGCUGGCGGAGGCAGGAGAGGUAGAGCGUUUGAUGAACCCCUGUUUCAGGGUGUCCGCCACAUACUUCUCCAUGGCCUCAGUCUCCGCCAUGGAAAGGGGGUAAAUGCGACUCUUCGGGGAGUGUUGUCCCUCCGGCAGGUCAAUGGCGCAGUCCCAGGGCCUGUGAGGAGGGAGACACGUAGCCUUUAAUGAAGAGAAGACAUCGGAGAGAUCUGCGUACUCAUGUGUAAUGUUGGGCUGGAGGGCGGACUCGGGACUCUCCACUAAUGUGAAACAACAAACCACUGGCAGGCAGGUCUUCUGGCAUGAGGUGGCCAGACUGUGAUCCUCUUGGUGCUCCAAUUGAUGGUGGGGUUGUGUAGUCUGAGCCAGGGCAAUCCCAAGACCACCCGGUGAAGGGGUGAUGUGACGAUGUGGAAUGACAGCUCCUCGUGGUGCUCCGGUAGUGUGGGAAUGGUGAUGGUGAUGGGGAGAGUGAUGUGCGUAAUGGUGCCUGACCAAAGGGGUUGAUUGUCCAGUGACGUGACGUGUAGCGGAGAUGGCAGUUGCACGGUGGGAAACCCCCAUUCAGAGACCAGCUCCCUAUCUAUAAGGUUCCCCGCUGAUCCGGAAUCUAUCAUAGCAGUAGAAAUGGAAGAGAAGGAAUAACCAGUCACCGUUAUGGGAACUAAAAACAAUGGUUUUGUGAUAGGAGCUGACGUAACACUCACGGAGCGGCGACGGGAGUCAUACCGCCUAGAUAGGGAGCCGCCAGGAGAUCUGUGGUCCGUGGUGGUGUAGGGGGUGCUACCCACCUUCAUGGGUGAGGACUCGGAAGCAGGGCGGCUUCCAUAGCUCAGAUGGCGUGAGCGUCAAGGCUCCGGGAGGUGUUGGGAACGUCGUCUCUCUCUCAACAUGUCGUCAAGACAUGAAAAAAUAAAAAUAAAAAUAAAUGUCAAAACAGAUGGACGUAGUGAUGAGGGUAUCAAGGUCCAUCUCAUCAUCCCGACAUGCGAGUUCCAUCUUGUAAGCCUCUCCUGAAGGCCGUGCGCAGAGCAUGCUCAUUCCAGCCAGAAGACACCGCCACCGUGCGAAAGCUCAGAGCAUACUCGGACGCGGGCCCCUCUCUCUGUUGUAGAUGGAGGAGACGCUCACCCCCGUCCUUUCCCUCCAUGGGAUGAUCAAACACUGCCCUGAACCGAGCAAGGAAGAUGGGGUAGGGUAGCGCCACUGCCUCCUCUCCUUCCCAGACUGCCGUGGCCCAAUCCAGCACCUUUCCUUUAAGUAGCGAAAUCACCAGCCAUAUCCUGGCUUGGUCAGAUGGAUAUGCCCCAAGCUGACCCAGGAAGCUGCUACAUUUAGUAGUUUUACCGUCAUAGCGCUCCGGUAGGGCGAGGGUUCCCGCAGAAGUGGGUGAUAGCACGGGAACAGGUGGAUUGGGGGCACUCGCUGCUCCUGAGGUGGAACCGGAGCGCUGAGCAGAUUAUGCAGAGUUUGGAGCACUUCCUGCAUGGCGGCGUUCAACUGGGCAAGCUGCUGCUGGUGCUGGUCGAGGCACUGGGAAGCUCCUGCUGCAUCCAUUUUCGUUUUGUGUGUAAUUCUGUGACGAGUACAGAUUAUACGAAGAGGCAGGACGCAGACGCAGGAAUUAACAAGGUCAAGGUUUACUUAACAAUGACAAAGAGAAAUAACAAAGAUAAAGUAAACGACAUAACGCUAAACAAUCACACACAACAUCAUCCAGAACAGUCCAGGGCUAAAUAGAAGUGGUGAUGAGAUGAUGAGGUGCAGGUGCGCUGGAGGUGAUUAGGGUGCGUUGGGUUUCCAUUCCGGUGUUGCCAAGGUGGUGCGCUCAGACCGGUGGCUCAGUAGAACGGCGAAUCAGAGCGCCGGAGGGGAGCAACAGGAGGAGACGUGACAACAGGAGGAGCUCGUACGUGCGGAGUGCAUUUUUUUCUCUCUCUCUCUGUCAUCUCUGCACUUGUACAUGUACUGUACAUACUUUCCCCCCCAUUGUGUGCUGCUGAGGCUGUGGGUGACUCAGGCACAUUGUGGGACUAGCUAUCUGUGGAUGGUGUCGUUUGGGGAAAGGAAGAGAUCGAAGAGGAGACAUUCGGCGGCGCAGGCUUGGCCAGUGAUCAGGGAUGAAUGGCUUCAAAAAGAAAAGGAAAGCCGCAAACUCUAGGAGCUCAGAUGCAAUAAUUUAAUAUCUUAAUAACCAACGUUUCGACAGACAAGCUGUCUUCAUCAGGGUAUAAUGACAAACACUGCGGGUCACUGGUUUAUAUAGUGUGAAAGGACACACGCAGGUGUCUGUAAUCAUGGCCGGGUGUGGCCUAAUAGCAUUGGCCAAUUCACAGAUAAAAACAACAUACAAAAAACAUGGAUAGCAUAUGAUCAUAGAUACUUAGCUACAUAGGCCCACAACAUUUGCAAUGAAUAGCAAAAUCACAAGAAUGGCUUCAAAUCAAAGUCUACGUUGAGACCGAAGGGAGCAAGGGUCUUUAAAUGAAAGAUCCAGGCAGCCUCUCGUUUUAACAAUAAGUUGUCGAGGUCAACCCCUCUCCUAGGGAGGGUGACAUGUUCGAUGCCGAUAUAACGUAGGGAAGAAAUCGAGUGGUUCGAUUCCAAAAAGUGGGCAGCGACUGGGUAUGUCGAGUUUUGGCACCUAAUGGUGCUACGAUGCUCUGAGAUUCGUACUUUUAAUUCGCGCUUUGUUUUACCCACAUAAUUUUUACCACAAGGACAAGUUAUAAGAUAAAUAACUGCCUUAGUGGAGCACGUAAUAACACCUUUGAUUGGGAUCUGUUUCCCUGUUUGGGGGUGUUGGCAACACGGGAUGAAUGGCAACACGUCACAACAUGGGCCUACCAACAACAUCCAGUCCACCUGAACUACUAGUCAUCAUUCAGUCAUUGAGUGGGCAUGGACCUGAAGGAACACACACACUAGCUUAAAAAAAAGAAAGAAAGAAGAGAAUUUCGGACUGUUGUGUUACUUUCUGUGAAUAUUCUAGUCAGGCCUAUAUGUAAUCUAAAUGUUGGAGCUAUAUUGUUGCAUGUUGCAUGUUGCAUUUAGAUAGACUCUACAUCUUGUAAUUUUAAAAUGUGGACGUUUCUUUUGCAAAGGGGGGAGUACUGUGAGACCGUAAUUGGAGGACUUUCAUUUUUAUAACCGAUGCUGGGGCUCUGGGGUAUAAAGAGCAGGGGUUGCUGGGAUAGCUAUAGUUUAGAGUUUGGUGCCAAGCCAGGUGCCAGCUCUCAGCUCAUAUUUUUUAUCCUUUAUGUAAUUUGUCCCCUGAAGUUGUGUGGUUGCUCUAAUAAUUAAACCUUGAGUCAUAUCUGAAGUCGCAAUGUCCAUGGAUAAUCAUGCUUUACCCUGGCCUUACACUAGUUAGCAUUGGCUCACAAAACGACCUUUAACUUCCAUCAUACUGCACACAGAGACAUAAAAAUGCUAUCCAUACGAGUUCAUCUGAUUCUGGGUAAGUAGAAAAAUGGCUUAGUUGCCAGAAUCUUGCAGCAUCCCUAUAAAGGGAUACAUUAGUAUUUUUGCAAUGAAGCCCUUUAUCUACUUCCCCAGAGUCAGAUUAACUUGUGGAUACCAGUUUUAUGUCUCUGCAUACAGUUUGAAGGAAGCUGCUAUCUAUCGUUAGCGUAAUUGCUAACUAGCGUUACCGCAAUGACUGGAAGUCUAUUGUAACAGAUAGCAUGCCAGUAGAUACCAUAGACUACCAGUCAUUGCACUAACGCUAGUUAGCAUUGCCUUGCGAAACUACCUCUAGCUUCCUUAUAUGGGAUGCAGAUACAUAAACAUUGUAUCCAUGAGUUCAUCUGACUUUGGGGAAGUAGAUAAAGGGCUUCAUUGCCAAAAUCCCCAAAUAUCCCUUUAAAGUAACACAAGUAUUUGCAAGAAUAUUAAUAACAGUGCCUUUUUACAUGUUAUACUGUAUAUGAUCUCUACAUAAAUGUAGAAGUAUGUGAUAUUUUCCUGGCAGCACAGUGAACUUUGUAAUCCUGCAGUCACAUUCUCUUUCUGAAACUGUCAUGUUUCCUCCAGAGCCUAAGUUCAUUGGGUCGGUGGUGAUUCCUGAUAACGAUGACAGGGAUGAUGACAAGGUCUACUUCUUCUUCACGGAGAGAGGGAUGGACCCAGAGGGAGUUGACAAGGCUGUUUACACCCGGGUGGGACGGGUCUGUGCGGUGAGAACGGCACAAAUGCUCUGUUCUAUCAUGAAUGCCAGCAUAUCCAUACACUGUAUCAUGCCUUCCCUUCCUUUGCCUCCUUCUAACUCUAUUCUAUGUUAUUCUCUCUCCCCCUCUCCUCUCCUCUACCCCCACCCUCUAUCCCCUCCCUUCAGAAUGACCAAGGAGGUCAGAGGAUGUUGGUGAAUCGUUGGAGCUCCUUCCUAAAGACCCGUCUCAUCUGCUCUGUGGCUGGACCCAACGGCAUCGACACACACUUCGACGAGCUGGGUACGGCUGUGUGUGUUCCUGUGUGUGUGUGUCCGAGAGAAGGGGAUACACCUAUAGUACUUUCACUUGAUGGAACCCUAAAUCUCUCUCUCUUUCUCUCUCCCAUGUGUGUUUCAUUUCAGAGGAUGUAUUUGUGUUGAAGAACAAGAAUGAGAAGAAUCCAGAGAUAUUUGGCCUCUUCAGUACUACAAGGUCUGCCGAGAGAGUCACACUUAAACAGUUUAAUUUUUUCAAAAGAUUAACUGGUAUAUUGUAUUGAAUAUCUUCUCUCUCUCUCUCUCUCUACACCCCUCCCAUCCACAGUGCUGUGUUCCAGGGCUAUGCAGUAUGUGUGUACCACAUGGAUGUUGUGCGAGCAGCGUUCAACGGCCAAUUUGCACACCGUGAAAGACCAGAGCACCACUGGACCCCCUACGAAGGCCGGGUCCCCUACCCACGCCCCGGAUCUGUGAGUCACAAGCUACAGCUACAUCAUCUACUGACUUAUCAAUAGGCCCUAAACUACCUGAUUGGCUCUCCAUACCCAAUAAGUAAGUAUCCAUUCACUGCAUAGAUGGUGCAACACAAGAAAAUGGUAGUUUAGGAAUUUGCUUAAGAGUUGCACCUACAUUACAGCAAACUCCAUACUGUAUAUCCAAACAAUACACUUUCAACAAUGUCUUUCAAAAAUGUGAUAUUCCAGCAGCAGCAGCAUUGUACAUUUACAGCACUCCCCUUAUGUAUGUGUCUGUGGCAGCUGCCCUUUGCAGAGAAAGAGUGUUACAGGUCGUUGCAGAACAUUUCCUGUGAAUGUCAGAGCUACUGUAGCUGUCUCCGCAGGUCACAUCAGAGAAGAGGACAAUCAGUGCUAUCAUUAUACUGCAACAUACAGCUUCAAUAGUAAUCUUUCGAGUCUUUGACCGUGUAAUGCUAUUUUCUUAUUCCUAUGUUUCUUCUCCCCCCUCACUCUUCCGCUCUCUCUCUCUUUCUCCCUCUCAUUCUCUUUUCCUUCCUCUCUCUCUCUCCAGUGUGCUAGUAAGGUGAACGGUGGUGGGUUCUCUGGUUCUAAGGAGUUCCCUGAUGAGGUUCUGCGUUUCGUCCGUUCCUACCCCGUCAUGUUCAGCCCGGUCCUCCCCCUCCACAAAAAACCUGUCCUACUGCAGACGGAGCCAGGAGGGAGGAGGCUAACCCAGAUUGCUGUGGACCGUGUCCAGGCCCAGGACGGACACUACCACGUUCUGUACAUAGGCACAGGUACGCUCACUGACACUACACUAUGAUCAUCUGGUAGUGUUUAUCACCAGGGUUAUAGCUCCCUCAACUGGUCACAUACAGCAUUACAAUCACAAUCUACAGGAACAUAAGACCGGCACUGACAUCCCAAAACAAAGCCUUUGACUCUCUUCUAUUUGGAUGUCCUGGGUGGUUGUAUUGGUGAAGGUGUGAUAUUUACAUCAGUUAAUACUCUCUCCCGUAGAUGACUCUGUUGUGUUGAAAGUUAUCACCAUCUACAACAAAGAUACAGACACCAUAGAGGAAGUGCGACUGGAGGAACUGCAGGUGUUCAAGGUACUGUUGUUACUUUGCGCCACCAUAUGGCAAAAGAUGGCGAUUGCACAAUUACACAUUCUUGGCAUUCGACAAUUUGAUUUGUUUGUGGAAGUUCAAAAUGUUUUCAUAUUACUUAUUUCUAGGUGCCUGUGCCAAUAACUGAGAUCAUCAUAUCCGCAAAACGAGUAUGAAAACUAUUAACAUGUUAAAAUCUUAAGUUAAUAACAUCGUUACUAACAUUAUUUUGAAGCAUGGUUGUUUAAAACUGCAGUAUCUUCAUCUAGCCACAAGAUGACAGUGUAUUGUAUUGUAUUGAUUAUCUGAAUGUCAGGAAACGUAAUGACAGUAUGCAAAGCAUUUUAUGAUCUUGAUAUUUACUAAAAUGUGUACCUCCGUUAAUUUUGGUACCUGUGUUGUUGUUUUCAUAGCAACAGCUGUAUGUGGGUUCUGAGGUGGGUGUGGCUCAGGUGAGGCUCCAUCAAUGUGACCUGUACGGGUCAGAGUGUGCCGACUGUUGCCUAGCCAGGGACCCUUACUGUGCCUGGGACGGACUCACCUGCUCACAAUACUACCCUGCUGAGGUCUACACCAAGAAGUGAGACACAAACACACACCUCAUACACAAAGACACAGGCAUGUACAGUCACACACAGACACAUGCACAUGUGUACACACACACAGAGGUGCAGAGGCAUCACAUAGCAUUCAUUAGCACCUCAUCCAGCACCUCUAUCCUCCCUAAUCCCCUUCUUCUUUCUCACUCUCCCUUCACUCUCUUCCCUUUGACGCCACUCUGUCCUUAUCUCACUUUCCCAAAUGGCCAUCUAACACUCUCCUCCACUCCCCCUCUCUCUCUCUCAGCAGACGAUUCAGACGACAGGAUGUUCUCCAUGGCAACGCUGUACAGCUGUGCAAUGGGCUGCAGAUUGAUGGUCAGUCUGUGUGUGUGUGUUUGUGUGUGUGUGUGUGUGUGUGGGGGGGGGGGGGGGGGGGGGGGGGUAUUGUUUCAGACAGCUUAUAAUUUUGAAGCUCAAGUCCAUAAAAGCAUUGACCUGUGGAUGAUAGAAAGUGAUUACUCCUUCGCCAAUGGCCUUUGGCCUGGCUGGGGUAACAGAAAGGUCACUGCUGAAUUGUGUGUGUGUGUGUGUGUGUGUGUGUGUGUGUGUGUGUGUGUGUGUGUGUGUGUGUGUGUGUGUGUGUGUGUGUGUGUGUGUGUGUGUGUGUGUGUGUGUGUAGGGGAGAAGUACCAGGGUGCGGAGGAGAGGCAGGUGUAUGGGGUAGAGAAUAACAGUACUCUACUGGAGUGUACCCCUCCUUCUCUACAGGCCAGAGUUCUGUGGUACAUACAGAGAGGUCCAGACAGAGAGGAGGUGAGACAGACAUACAUACAUUCAGUGAGGGAAAAAAGUAUUUGAUCCCCUGCUGAUUUUGUAAGUUUGCCCACUGACAAAGAAAUUAUCAGUCUAUAAUUUUAAUGGUAGGUUUAUUUGAACAGUGAGAGACAGAAUAAUAACAAAAAAAAUCAGAAAUGUCAAAAAUGUUGAUUUGCAUUUUAAUGAGGGAAUAGGUAUUUGACCCCCUCUCAAUCAGAAAGAUUUCUGGCUCCCAGGUGUCUUUUAUACAGGUAACGAGCUGAGAUUAGGAGCACACUCUUAAAGGGAGUGCCUGUCCACAGAAGCAAUCAAUCAGAUUCCAAACUCUCCACUAUGGCCAAGACCAAAGAGCUCUCCAAGGAUGUCAGGGACAAGAUUGUAGACCUACACAAGGCUGGAAUGGGCUACAAGACCAUCGACAAGCAGCUUGAUGAGAAGGUGACAACAGUUGGUGCGAUUAAUCGCAAAUGGAAGAAACACAAAAGAACUGUCAAUCUCCCUCGGCCUGGGGCUCCAUGCAAAAUAUCACCUCAUGGAGUUGCAAUGAUCAUGAGAAUGGUGAGGAAUCAGCCCAGAACUACACGGGAGAAUCUUGUCAAUGAUCUCAAGGCAGCUGGGACCAUAGUCACCAAGAAAACAAUUGGUAACACACUACACCGUGAAAGACUGAAAUCCUGCAGCGCCCGCAAGGUGAGAUGUGUGUAAACCUUGUGGCCAACUACAAGAAACGUCUGACCUCUGUGAUUGCCAACAAGGGUUUUGCCACCAAGUACUAAAUCAUAUUUUGCAGAAGGGUCAAAUACUUAUUUCCCUCAUUAAAAUGCAAAUAAAUGUAUAACAUUUUUGACAUGCGUUUUUCUGGAUUUUUGUUUUGUUAUUCUGUCUCUCACUGUUCAAAUAAACCUACCAUUAAAAUUAUAGACUGAUCAUGUCUUUGUCAGUGGGCAAACGUACAAAAUCAGCAGGGGAUCAAAUACUUUUUUCCCUCACUGUACAUACUGUACAUACAUGCACACCACUUUCCUCCUUUCUUCCUUCCAUUCCCAUCUCUUCUUACCUCCCCUCCCUCUUCUCUCCCUCCCCCCAGGUCAGAGGUGAUGAUAGUGUAGUCAUGACGACCCACGGGCUGUUGUUCCUGAUUGUGCGGAGCGGGGACGCUGGCAUGUACGUGUGUCAGACGGUAGAACAUGGCUAUGUCCACACCGUACUGAGGGUCACGCUACAUGUGCUGGGAGGGGAGAGGGUCAGUGCCCUGAUACAGAGGACAGGGGAGGACGGAGAGGGAGAAGGGGAGACCACAGCAACCUCCUGUCACCUUCCCAUAAAUACCCAUCCAGGCCUCCACCCUGGUUCCAACUCUGAACCCACUUCCAUACUACCAGGAGCCCUACCAGGGUCCUCCCUAGCCCCUGCUCCAGCUCCAGCUCCAGGAUCUACCUCCAGGCUGCCUGCCCUAGCCCCAGGCCCUACCUCCCGGCUUUGGUACAAGGAGUUCCUCCAGCUGAUAGGAUAUUGGGAUACCCAGCGGCUGGAGGAGUACUGUGAGAGGGUCUGGUGCUCAGAGAAGAGACGCAGGAAGACCAAACGUAGAUACACCCAGCCACCGGGAAGAGGAGAGAGGAGGGCAAGGGGGAGGGGAGAGCCACACAGAACCCCCAGACACACCUUGGACACCUGA